Cornus florida is the source of this 1747-nucleotide messenger RNA. RefSeq names its product anthocyanidin 3-O-glucosyltransferase 5-like. The transcript has a single exon. The coding region runs from base 64 to 1479 and encodes 471 amino acids. Gene Ontology annotation, molecular function: UDP-glycosyltransferase activity. NCBI's taxonomy places the organism in Eukaryota, Viridiplantae, Streptophyta, Magnoliopsida, Cornales, Cornaceae. The record is from RefSeq and is a predicted model, not a curated record.
UUUAAUUGCUCCUGUUAUCUUCACUGCUCUGAAACCGCGGCCGUAGCUGAUGAUCAGUACUCCAUGAAACCGCACGUAGCAGUCCUUCCAAGCCCAGGCAUGGGCCACAUCAUCCCCCUCCUCGAGUUCUCGAAGCGCCUCGUCAUCCACCACGGCUCUCAUGUCAGCUUCCUCGUCAUCACCACCGAAGCCUCCGCCGCCCAGAACCAACUCCUCCGCUCACCAACCCUCCCUCCCGACCUCCACGUCAUCGACCUCCCACCCGCUGACGUGUCCCACCUCAUCACCGAGGAUACCCUAGUCCUCACCUACCUGUGCCUCAUCGUCCGCGAGUCCCUCAAACCACUCCGGUCCAUCCUCACCCAGCUGGACCGGCCCAAAGCUCUCAUCAUCGACCCCUUCACCACUGAGGCUUUUGACGUCUGCAGAGACCUCUCCAUCCCCGCCUAUUCCUUCUUCACCGCCUCCACUUAUCUGCUUGCCUUCUCAUUGUACCUCCCCAAGCUUGACCGGGAAGUGGAAGGCGAGUUCGUCGACCUGCCCGAACCGGUUCAGAUCCCGGGUUGCACACCAAUGCGAACCGAGGACCUCCUCGACCAGGUUCGCAACCGCAAGAUUGAUGAGUACAAAUGGUUCUUGUACCAUGUCAGUAGGUUGAAAAUGGCUACUGGUAUUUUCGCAAACUCGUGGCAGGAUCUCGAACCGGUCUCCUUACGAGCUCUGAAACAAACCCGGUUCUUUCAAGACAUGCCAAUUCCCCCGGUUCACUCCGUCGGACCGCUUACCAAAGAAACCGAACCGAUGACAGAAUCAGACACAGAUAUCAUGACGUGGCUAGACAAGCAACCGUGUGAGUCCGUUCUCUUCGUGGCGCUCGGAAGCGGCGGGACCUUGUCAACUGAGCAACUCACUGAGUUGGCAUGGGGUCUGGAAAUGAGUCAGCAGCGGUUCAUACUGGUGGCGCGUAGACCCACGGACGCGAGUGCUUCGGCGGCAUUCUUCAACGUGGGGAGCGACGUGAACGACCCGGCAGAGUACUUGCCGGAAGGGUUUACCAAGAGGACGGAGGGAGUGGGGCUGGUGGUGCCGUCAUGGGUGGCGCAAGUGGCGGUGCUCCGCCACGGCUCGACCGGUGGGUUCCUGUCGCAUUGCGGGUGGAACUCGUUGUUGGAGAGCAUCGUCCAUGGGGUGCCGAUGAUUGCGUGGCCUCUCUAUGCGGAGCAGAGGAUGAAUGCGACGAUGCUGGCGGAGGAGGUAGGGGUGGCGGUGAAGCUGGUGGCUAGGGGAGGAGAGAGAGUGAUCGGAAGGGAAGAGAUAGAGAGGCUGGUGAGGUUGGUGAUGGAAGGUGAAAAAGGCAAGGUCAUGAGACGUAGGGUUGAAGAGCUUCAAGAGAGUGCACGGAACGUGCUGAACCAUGGUGGGUCAUCUUAUGAUUCGCUGUCUCUUGUUGCAGAGAGUUGGAAAGAUGAGCGUGCAUGAGAGUAAUAGCUAGGUCAUGAAGUUCCGGAAAUGUAUACCACGCUCCGUCAUGGCGCAUGGAUUUGUGAGUGAUGUUUGUGCGCCACGUGCCGCGUGUGUUGUUGUUGUCCUAAUAGCAAAUUGGAGAGGUGUUUGAUUUUCAAUUUUAAUAUUUCUUAGGUUUUGUGGUACGUUUUUUAAAAAAAGAGUGUUGCUUCACAAUAUAAAUAGAUUAUCAUCUUUCUUAUAGAAAAUGGUUGCCAUUCAGUAAAUUUUAUCGUAACAGAAA